UCCCCCCUUGUGGAGAGAGAGAUAGAGAGAGAGAGAGAAAGAGAGAGAGAUGGAUAGAUAGAUAGAGAACAAACUAGGUGCAAGUAAAGAGAGACUGGCGGACAGACAGAGCUCAGCCAUGGUGCACUCAAAUGUUUGGUUACAGGAUAUCAGGAUGUCAAAGCCAGUAGAGAUUGAGAAGCAAGGAGCCGACUCUCCGAUGGAGAGCACAGACUCAGAAAGAAACGGCCCAGACACCAACCAUCAGGUUCAGCCAAUGAAAAUCAGUCCCUUCUCCCUCUCACCCACUCUGAACAGCACCAAGGGCAAACUCGAGGAGUGCGGUCAGAUGUCCCCCAGCCCCGCACCGGCCCCCUCACAGGCGGCCCUGCCCCACACGCAGCUCAUGCUUACUGGCAGUCAGCUGGCGGGGCUCACUGCCCUCCUGCCAGCGCAGCAGCAGCUCUUACUGCAGCAGGCGCAGGCUCAGCUUCUGGCAGCUGCCGUGCAGCAGUCCAGCGCCGCUCACGCCGCCCAUGCAGCCAAUCAGCAGCAGCAGCAGCAGCAACAGCAGCAGCAGAGUCAACAGACAGCACAGUCGCAGUCACACAGCACACAGGAGCAGCAGGCAGGGACCCCAGCUCCGCCCCCUCCGCCGCAGCUUACCCUCUCUCAGCCAAUCCAGCUCACUGCCCAGGAUAUCCAGCACCUGCUGCAGCUGCAGCAAUUAGUCCUGGUGCCUGGACACCACCUACAGUCACCUGCGCAGUUCCUUCUGCCCCAAACACAGCAAGGGCAACAAGGUCUGCUAUCGACACCAAAUUUAAUUCCGCUACCUCAGCAAAACCAAGGGAGCCUCCUGUCGGCUCCAUCCAGACUGGGGCUUCAAGCACAGGUGGGUCACCGUGUCUCGCUUGGGGAUGCCUGUCGUCCCUCUGCUAGCCGUGUACCUGGGCACUAUGGUAACCGUACCUCCCCACCACAGAGAGACAAGGGCAUGGACGGCGGCGUGAGCUCGGCAAACUCCGUGGGCUCCCACCCCGAGGAGCCCAGUGACCUGGAGGAGCUGGAGCAGUUUGCACGCACCUUCAAGCAGAGGAGAAUCAAGCUGGGCUUCACACAGGGCGACGUGGGGCUGGCCAUGGGCAAACUGUAUGGCAAUGACUUCAGCCAGACGACCAUCUCUCGCUUCGAGGCGCUCAACCUGAGCUUCAAGAACAUGUGCAAGCUGAAGCCGCUGCUGGAGAAGUGGCUCAACGAUGCCGAGACCAUGUCCAUCGACAGUACGUUGCCCAGCCCCAGCUCUCUCUCCUCCCCGUCGCUGGGCUUUGAGGGACUCCCUGGCCGCCGCAGGAAGAAGCGCACCAGCAUUGAGACCAAUGUCCGCGUGGCCUUAGAACGCAGCUUCAUUGCGAACCAGAAGCCUACCUCAGAGGAAAUCCUGCUGAUCGCGGAGCAGUUGAAUAUGGAGAAGGAGGUGAUCCGGGUCUGGUUCUGCAACCGACGCCAGAAAGAGAAACGCAUCAACCCUACCAGCGCCACCCCUCCCUUGCCCAGCCAGCCCCCCCCUCCGACGCACAAACCCCCCUGCUACAGCCCGCACAUGAUGUCCAGUCCGGGGCUGUCCCAGGCUGUCACCAGCCUCAGCACUACAGCUCCCUCCAUAGUGACCACGAUGUCUUCAGUCUGCCCUCUGACCCCAAGCGGCACUGCAACCAUGAGCUCCGCCCCUUCUCCAGUGACCCCGCCUCCUCGCAGCACAGCCAGCCCCGCUCCUCCCAGCCACAGCACACUGAGCCUCAACACAGGCUUGUGGCGUAUGGGUAAAAAGAACGGUGACGUGUCUCACUGCAUCACCGAUUUCGCUGCAAACUUGAGGAACACAAUGAUGGGAGUUAACACAGGGAUGAACCAAGCGCUCAUCAGCAACAACCCCCUGGCUACCAUUCAAGCUCUGGCAGUCAGUGGUGGCCAGCUGCCCAUUUCCAGUCUUGAAGGGGGCAGUAAGGUGUUGCUGGGUGGAGCUGGGGGCACAGGUGGGGGCCUGCCAUCCUCCCUCUUCCUGAACCACUCUGCCCUGCUGCCCAUGGGGCCGGGUGCCGGCGUGGGAUUGGUCAGUGCUGCUGUAGCCAAGGCGACAAAACACACAUCGUUCCCCGCCGCCAGCAGCAUGAGCCCCACCUCCUGCUCCCCCUCUUCCUGCUCGAGCUGUGCUUCUUCCUGCUCCUCCAGUGAGGUGGCACACAGCCCAUCCGCUCUGGGAGGAGCCAAGACUGAGUGACGCAGCCCGUGGGCCAAUCACAAGGGAGGAGGAGAAGGAAGAGGAGGAAGUACAAAACCUCGCCUUUCAACCAAAGCUAUCUUUCUCUCUCCCUCCAUUUCUUGCUUUCACUCUCUCUCUCAGUCUUUCAAAGCCAAAAAUACACAGAAUGAAAGAGAGGAGAGAGAAGGAGAGAAAGAGGUGGAGGAGGAAAAGGGGAAAGGGGGAGAUUUAAACCAAAAAAUUAUCUAUCUAAGCAGAUGGAGAGGAGGCAUUGUGGGACUUUUUUGUCAACGAAUGAAUACGCGCGUUGUCUCUUUACUCUGAAAAAAAAAUGAACGGGAGCGGACGAGAGGACGGAGACACGUGACGAUUCUUGUGAACCAAAAAUGACAAAAAACUUUACUGUGUGUUAGGAUGGCGGCAAGAACAAAGAGGUGAGAGAAAGACUUUUACUGAAAAGAUGCAGGGGAAAGAAGGAAAAGGAUUUUAAACCAAAAAAAAAAUAAAAUAAGGAGGAAGGAAGAACACACAAUGACAAAAAAUGACAACCAUGCCAAAAUCCCAAAUACCAAAAACCGAAACCAAAAAUACGGAGAGAAAAGCUUUACCCAAAGGACCUGUAAAUACUGAACCGUCCAGGAUCAGAAUGCCGUUAUACAGCACCACACAGCUACACUCAUGCCUGAACAGCACGACAAAGUCAUCCUUUUUAUAUACCCUGUGUUCCUCUGUUAAUAUAUUUACAUUUUUAUUUUUUCAUCUGUGUUGAGUAUUUGAUUUUUUAUAAAUGAUUUAUAUGAAUCUCA
Brienomyrus brachyistius is the source of this 3048-nucleotide messenger RNA. RefSeq names its product POU class 2 homeobox 2a (gene pou2f2b). Bases 119 to 2260 code for a protein of 713 amino acids. The record is from RefSeq and is a predicted model, not a curated record. Gene Ontology annotation, molecular function: DNA-binding transcription factor activity, RNA polymerase II-specific; RNA polymerase II cis-regulatory region sequence-specific DNA binding. The transcript is spliced from 16 exons. Lineage: Eukaryota; Metazoa; Chordata; Actinopteri; Osteoglossiformes; Mormyridae. Gene Ontology annotation, biological process: regulation of transcription by RNA polymerase II. Gene Ontology annotation, cellular component: nucleus.